Molecule: messenger RNA, 1926 nt
Organism: Leucoraja erinaceus (little skate)
Lineage: Eukaryota; Metazoa; Chordata; Chondrichthyes; Rajiformes; Rajidae
Exons: 5
Coding region: 82-1506 (474 amino acids)
Source: RefSeq, a predicted model, not a curated record
AAGGGACGCGGCCUCGAGCCACGCGAGUCCCGGGGAGAGGGAGACACACGCACCAGCAUCUCCCCCACCGCUGAUACGACCAUGUCACGAUCGGGCGUGUCAAAGUCGCGAUCAGACAAGAGCCGGACCACCGCCCUCCCAGCGACCACGCCUCCGGUCACCGUGAUCGACAUUGUCCCCGGGCGCUUCACCGAGAGCGAGUGGCAAAGCCUGGCCAUGAGCGAGGAGGGCGACAGCAACGUCAUGGACAUCAUUGAUGACCUGGUCGGCCUGGCUCUGGAGCAGGUCUACAGCGUUUACAUUGAGGAGCAGCUGAUGCCGUUCACCAUUGCCCAGGCCAAGGAAGCCAUCCUCCAGAUCAUCGAGUGGCGAUUCCUGAACCACGACAGCGGCGAGAGUAACGUGGCCCUGGACCACUCGUGGCACGAGGACACAGAACCCAUGGCCACUGGCACCGACAGCUGGGCACAGGGAUCUGUGCCCCUCAUGCCAGCCACAGACACACAGGAUUCCCGUCGGGAGUCGAGAGAAGGGUCUCGGAUGGAGGAGGGCCAGUCUGGCAUCCGAAGAGUGGCCUCCCCACCUGGUCAGGGGGCAGAGUGCCGGGCCCAGCCACUAGCCCUGCGCUCCCAGGACAGCAGCCUGUGUCGGUGGCUGAUGGGCCUUGACCAGGAAGAGGAGCAGGAGGAAACGGAGAUCGUGGAAAGUAUGAUGACAAUUAUCCCAGCUCCACAGGACCUUCCCCAGCCUGACCCCGAGGAAUCUGAGGUCCCUGCAGAAGCCUCCACCGCGGGGAGGGGGCGCAACAGACCGCAGGGCAGGUGUUGCCAUCGAAGGUCCGACAAGCAGCAGCAGGUGCCCAGAUCCAUGAACAGGUUGGAGUUGGAGGGGCACCAGCAGGUAGCGAAGGUGCCCAGGUCCGUGGGCAGGGUGGAGCUGGAGGUGUCCAGAGACACGACACCCUCUCCCUGUGCCACCUUCUGGAUGCCGCGUUGUGUGCAGAUGAUGCUGAAGAGCCAGCGCACCCGUCUGCCCUCCAGCAACGCCGUCACCUUUGACCAGUUUGGAAACAUCUCCUCGGUGCAGCGCCUGGAGGCCGCCCGUUUCCGCUGGCACCGCCCCGCGCCCGUCUUCCAGCUGCUGGAGGAGGCGACAGGCUGCGGCAGAUGCCGUCGGCGCGGCGACCCGCCCCUCAGGCGCUUGGUAUUCCGGAGCCCACCCCUGCCGCUCCGGCCCGGCACCGGGAGGGGGAUGGGAAUGCCGGGGAGAGCCGCCGGCAAACCGCCCAGUGGCACCGUGGGUCAGAGGCCGAUGCUGCCCCACGCCCAACACACUCCCGACUUCCCAGAGUUUAUUCCCGACGGGCCGAAGGACAGGAAUCAUCCCCACUGCGGCCGGCACCCUCAAUGGGAGGCGUCAUCACUGGAUCAACUUCAGCCCAUCAGCAGCAGCCUAGUGCUCCCUCCCAUUGCCCUGGAUCAGCUGGCUGUAGACCUUUCAUUGUAGGCCCAGAUACACUUGUGUGUAGCAAUGGGCCCACUACUCCCCUCCACUCAUCUCCUCCCCACUCCUCUCCGCCCCACUCCUCCCCUCCCAUCAUCCCCUCUCCGCCCCACUACUGUCAUCUCCUCCCCACUACUCCCCUCUCCACCCAUAAUCUCUCCUCCUCUCCCUCCCUUCCACCUCAACCCACUCCCCCUCUUCCAUUCUCCCCUCCUCUCCUGCCCCCUCCCAUCCUUUCCCCUCCCCGUCACCAAAUGUGCACAACACAUUAACAAAUAACACCCCAACCCUUCCUACAAAGGCAGCAGGACAACCCUGUAAAGGAUUUGCUUACACUUAACAUCAGGACAAGAGAGUUUAAUUGUAGAAUGUGUGUGUAAUGGGACAAUAAAAUAGGUAUUGCUGCAGCUUUGCAGCCCCUUA